Messenger RNA from Lemur catta (Ring-tailed lemur), 2714 nucleotides. It is a transcript of the gene NFIL3, whose product is annotated as nuclear factor, interleukin 3 regulated. The record is from RefSeq and is a predicted model, not a curated record. The transcript is spliced from 2 exons. NCBI's taxonomy places the organism in Eukaryota, Metazoa, Chordata, Mammalia, Primates, Lemuridae. Gene Ontology annotation, biological process: immune response; circadian rhythm; transcription by RNA polymerase II. The coding region runs from base 1033 to 2421 and encodes 462 amino acids. Gene Ontology annotation, molecular function: DNA-binding transcription factor activity; DNA binding. Gene Ontology annotation, cellular component: nucleus.
CACCUUUAGGUGGCUGCUUUGAUUGCAGCGCCCGGCGCCGGCACGUAGCCCGCUGGUCCCGCUCCCCCGCGGCUGUUGCAUAAUGUCUUCUGAUUCCGGGAGAACUGAUGUUUUGGUAGGGAAGGGCGCCGGGGCCCGAGCCUCUUCGGGCGGGAAGAUGCUCUUUACCCCCGUCCCUUAGCCGGGGCCGGCGGCGCGGGGCAGAGGACGGCGUUGAGUAAUGCGGAUGGUGUUGGUUUGCUCGCUGAGAAAGGGCUGGUGGCGUGAACGGUGACGGCAUUCGGAGAAUGCCUGCUCGGCGUUUGUUUGUGUCAGCGGCUGUGUCUGCACAGACGUUUUCCACCCUGUUUGUCGUCAGCGUGUUUUACAAGCCCUCGGGAAGGUUGUGGGAUUUGUCCUUUCAUACAUUGCAUAAUCUGCCCACGGCGAAAGGUUGGCCAGGAUUACGGGCUGAUAUGGGAAUGUGCGCGCGUGUGCGCAAUGAUUUGGUAAUUUUAGCGUAGCACUGGAUAUUAGAUCGUUAUUUACGUCUAUAUUACUUCCCAAAUAAACACGUUUUAAAACGAUCCUACAAAGCAUAAAAGGAAGAAUUCCUCGGGUUGAAUUCUGAUCUCGGGUACUACUGGGGUUCGCCCUUUGGGUGUUCCAGAGCUGUUAUUUUUGAAUCUGGGACGAACCAUUGUGACGUUUGCCUCCCCACCUUCCUAAUUUUAAUGCAUGCCAUUCGAUCAGCCCUUUUUCUCACCUUAUUGUCAUUGCUUUUUCAGACACGACAAGACAGAUCACAUAAUAGUUUCCUGGAAAUGUUGCAUUAUGUAACUGCCAAAUUUGCUGGCAGUGAGCAUAGAGAGAGGGAGAUAACCAAGAAGACCCUACUCCAUUCAAUAAGAGGAGCCUGACGGAUUUAUCCCGAACAGUAGAACAAAAGAAAGAAUAUUGAUGGAUUUUAAACCACAGUUUUUGAAGAGGUUGAGAAUACUGGGAAAAUAAUUCGUUCUCCUAUACCGCAUAUAUAGGGUAAGGUGGUUUCUGAUGCAGCUGAGAAAAAUGCAGACCAUCAAAAAGGAGCAGGCAUCCCUUGAUGUUAGUAGCAGUGUGGACAAGAUGAUGGUGCUGAAUUCUGCUUUAACGGAAGUGUCUGAAGACCUGACUGCUGGUGAAGAGCUACUUCUGAGUGAAGGAAGUGUGGGGAAAAACAAAUCUUCUGCAUGUCGGAGGAAACGGGAAUUCAUUCCCGACGAAAAGAAAGAUGCUAUGUAUUGGGAAAAAAGGCGGAAAAAUAACGAAGCUGCCAAGAGAUCUCGUGAGAAGCGUCGACUGAAUGACCUGGUUUUGGAGAACAAACUAAUUGCACUGGGAGAAGAAAAUGCCACUUUAAAAGCUGAACUGCUUUCACUAAAAUUAAAGUUUGGUUUAAUUAGCUCCGCAGCAUAUGCUCAAGAGAUUCAAAAGCUCAGUAAUUCCACAGCUCUGUACUUCCAAGACUACCAGACUUCCAAACCCAGCGUGGGCUCCUUCGGGGAUGAGCACGAGCCCUCGGUGGCGGCAAGUAGUUGUAUUUCCGUCAUCAAACACUCUCCACAGAGCUCUCUGUCUGACGUCUCCGAGGCCUCCUCGGUAGAACACACGCAGGAGAGUCCCGGGCAGGGAAGCUGCGGAAGUCCUGAGAGCAAGUUCCAAGUCAUCAAGCAAGAGCCGCUGGAGCUGGAGAGCUACGCUAGGGAGCCGAGAGACGACCGGGGCUGCUACGCGGCGUCCAUCUAUCAGAACUACAUGGGGAGCUCUUUCUCUGGCUACUCACACUCUCCGCCGCUGCUGCAAGUCAACCGCUCCUCCAGCAACUCCCCAAGAACAUCGGAAACCGACGACGGUGUCGUGGGAAAGUCAUCCGAUGGAGAAGAUGAGCAGCAGGUCCCCAAGGGCCCCAUCCACUCUCCAGUCGAUCGUAAACGUGUGCAUCCGAUGGUGGUUAAAGUUCCGGAAGUGAAUUCCUCUGCCUUGCCACACAAGCUUCGCAUCAAAGCCAAAGCCAUGCAGAUCAAAGUAGAAGCAUUUGAUAAUGAAUUUGAUGCCACACAAAAACUUUCCUCACCUAUUGACAUGACAUCUAAGAGACAUUUCGAACUCGAAAAGCAUAGUGCCCCAAGUAUGGUACAUUCUUCUCUCACUCCUUUCUCAGUGCAGGUGACUAACAUUCAAGAUUGGGCUCUCAAAUCGGAGCACUGGCAUCAAAAAGAGCUGAGUGCCAAAACUCAGAGUAGUUUCAAAACUGGAGUUGUUGAAAUUAAAGACAGUGGCUACAGAGUUUCUGACUCAGAGAAUUUGUAUUUGAAGCAGGGCAUAGCAAACUUAUCUGCAGAGGUUGUCUCACUCAAGAGACUUAUAGCCACACAACCAAUCUCUGCUUCAGACUCUGGGUAAAUUACUACUGAGUAGGAGCCGGGCAUUUAGAAAGAUGUCAUUUGCAAUAGAUCAGUACGUUUUGUAUUAUGCUGAAUUUUCACUGGACCUGUGAUGUCAUUUCACUGUAAUGUGCACAUGGUGUCUGUUUGGUGUCUUUGUGUGCACAACUUAUGAUGAAGAUUAGAUUGUGUUAUCACUCUGCCUUGUGUAUAGUCCAUGCAAAGGCUGUAUAUAGUGAACAUUAUUUUUGUUGUUCUGUUAUAAAGUGUGUAAGUUACCAGUUUCAAUAAAGGAUUGGUGACAAGCACAGA